Messenger RNA from Rhizophagus irregularis DAOM 181602=DAOM 197198, 914 nucleotides. RefSeq names its product rRNA-processing protein fcf1. Gene Ontology annotation, cellular component: nucleolus; small-subunit processome. NCBI's taxonomy places the organism in Eukaryota, Fungi, Glomeromycota, Glomeromycetes, Glomerales, Glomeraceae. The record is from RefSeq and is a predicted model, not a curated record.
AUGGGGAAAGCAAAGAAAACGAGAAAAUUUGCCGAAGUAAAACGAUUGAUAAAUCCGGCCGAUUCAAGACUUAAAUCUAUACAAGAAAAACAAAAGAAGAGACAGGAAGAAAAAACUAAAGAAUCUGUUCGUAAUGUACCGCAGGUAGCUUCGUCGUUAUUCUUUAGAUAUAAUACAGCACUUGGUCCACCUUAUCGAGUAAUGGUGGAUACAAAUUUUAUUAAUUUCUCAAUUCAAAAUAAGCUGGAACUUGUACGGUCGAUGAUGGACUGCUUAUAUGCCAAAUGUAUCCCAUGUAUCACUGAUUGUGUAAUGGCAGAAUUAGAGAAAUUAGGGCCAAAAUAUAGAAUCGCAUUGAGGGUUGCUCGUGAUCCAAGAUUUGAAAGAUUACCGUGUAUGCAUAAGGGAACAUAUGCUGAUGACUGCCUUGUACAGCGUGUAUCUCAACAUAAAUGUUACAUAGUGGCAACGUGUGAUCGAGAUUUGAAGCGCCGCAUUCGUAAGAUUCCCGGUAUCCCAAUCAUGUAUAUUUCAAAAAGAAGAUAUACAAUAGAAAGAUUACCAGAAGCUUAUGGUGCUCCUGCUUAAAGAUUUUUAACAACUAUCUCCAAUAAUGUAAUAUAAAGUUAAUCAAUUUGUUCAUAUACCCAUAUAUAUAUAUAUGGAAUGAUGUUUAAAAUCUCUUUGGAAUUAGAGAAAAUUUAUGAUUCAAGCAAUUAAAAUUUAAUUGAAUGAUGCGAGAUUAGACAAUUUAAAUAAUGAGAUUAGAAAAUUUAAAACAAAACUAGACGCGUUAAAGCGUAGAAGAAUAUAAAAUGAUAUCAAACUAAUGAUAUCAUUUCAUAUAGGACGCGUUAAAUAACAAUUAAGACAAUAUAAUAUAAUUAAUUAAAAAAUUAAAAAUACCGUGAAUU